AUGUCAAUUAAAAAGAUUCGCAAUGAGAAAUUUCAUCCUUUCAUCAAAAGUGAAGGUGUUUUCAUUGGAAAUGGGUUGAGUGAACCUCCAACUGUGAAAUUUAUUGAGAAGGAAAAGCUUUGGCAUGAAAAUCUUGAACCUCGACUCAGACUUUUCUAUCAUAACACUUUGAGCUCUACAAGACGUCACGCAAAUUUUAUGAAUGUCAAAUCACCUAGAGAUUCUCUAGACAUUAUACUAAGCAGUGAAUACAACCACUCAGACGAUCUUUUCAGAGACAAGGAAGAAGUUUUUCGACAGCCAGAAACAAACGACAAGGAAACAUUCCGAAGGUUGCGUAACACUCAAGACAUUUACAUCAAUCCUCCAGUCUAUUUAAGUCAUCCACUAAAAAUAGGUGGAAUCUCUGAAAGAAAAUCUAUUUACAGUGUGAAACUGAUUAACUCAGGAGUUCAUGGUUCGAAGACAAAUCACGGCUAUAGUCGACAGAAUGUUGACGGAAAUUUCUUCAACUAUUAA
Molecule: messenger RNA, 519 nt
Organism: Clunio marinus
Lineage: Eukaryota; Metazoa; Arthropoda; Insecta; Diptera; Chironomidae
Source: the annotation of a GenBank genome assembly